This is a messenger RNA of Phialemonium atrogriseum, 960 nucleotides long. RefSeq lists its product as uncharacterized. Bases 269 to 790 code for a protein of 173 amino acids. Lineage: Eukaryota; Fungi; Ascomycota; Sordariomycetes; Cephalothecales; Cephalothecaceae. The transcript has 2 exons. The record is from RefSeq and is a predicted model, not a curated record.
UUCCUCUACGAGACAUAUUUACAUACUUUCACCGGAGACAUCUAUAUGCUGUGCCAACAACAAUCACACUCAGCAGCAUCCUCAGAUACAUACACCCAACCAUCAUCAGCCUAGGCGCACACCACCGUACUUGACGCCCCUUAAUCAGGUACAAAAACAUCGUGAUACCACGCCAUAUUCACGACGAAGUCUUCUUUGGAUCUCCUCGUCCAGUUUCCAUAACUGUUAUUAAAGGAUCCUUAUUUGCUUCCUGGGAUCCUUGGAAAAGAUGUCUAGCCAUAGAGAUCACCGCUACGGCGCCGCCAAGAAGAGGCUCUACCUUGAGCCUCCCCGGAACGGGUCCGAGACGAUCCGCAGGCGGGUGACGACGAUCAUCCCGGCGCCAGCACCGCCGUGCCCGCCACCCGUGAUCGUGGAGCCCCCGCCACCGCCUCCGCUCUGCCUCCCGCCGCCGCCCAAGCCGGCCGAGCCGGAGACGAUCGACGUGAUCGCCGUCGACGUGGCGCCGUCGGAGCGGAGCAGCAAGAGCAGCCGCAGCCGCAGCCGGGGCCGCCGGGCGUCGCACGACUGGGAGAGGGAGAGGGAGGUCUAUGUCGAACGGCAGACGUUCGUCCCCGUGCGCGUCCAGCCAGAGUACGAGACGUAUCGCUAUGUCGAGGGCCCGAGGAGACCCCCGGCCCCGAGCCCGCCGAGGAGCCCGCCGCCGAGGAGGAGGAGCGUCGAGGGAGGCGAGAGGAUUAACAUAUUGAUCGAGGAUAGGCAUAGGGAGAGGGAGUAUUGCCGCAGGUGACGAGGGCCACUUUUGAGGGAGGGCCUACUUGGUUGUAGCAACAGUAUGCUACCUGGAAGCAUGGGCUUUUUCUUUUAUUCUAGGACCUGCGGGGGUUGUCGUGUCUUCAUUCAUGCUUGAGUGUCUUUUGUCCUGCGUUAUUUGUACUGGAAAAACAGCGACAGGCUCGG